AUGCAGGAUGUCCACAAGCGCCUCCACAAGAUGAAGAUGCUACACGGCAACGAUGUUGACGCUGUGCCCUUUGUUGCGGCCGACAUUGCCCAGCAGGGAAGCGUUCUCUGCUUCGACGAGUUCCAGUGCACCGACGUCGCCGACGCCAUGAUUCUUCGCCGCCUGCUGGAGGCUCUCAUGUCCCACGGUGUUGUUCUUGUUACGACCUCCAACCGACACCCCAGCGAGCUCUACAUGAACGGUAUCCAGCGCGAGUCCUUCAUCCCCGCCAUCGAACUGCUCAAGAACCGGCUACACGUCAUCAACCUGAACUCGAACACCGAUUACCGCAAGAUCCCCCGCCCUCCUUCCGGCGUUUACCACACCGCGCUCGACGCCCAUGCGACCUCCCACGCCCAGAAGUGGUUCCACUUCUUGGGCGAUCCCGAAUCACCCGAACCGCAUCCUGAGGUGCAAACUGUCUGGGGCCGCGAGAUCCACGUCCCUCGUGUCAGCGGCCGUUGCGCCUGGUUCACCUUCGACGAGCUAAUCGGCCAGCCGACGGGUGCCGCCGACUACAUUGAGCUGAUGCGCUCUUACGACGCCUUCAUUGUCACCGAUAUUCCCGGCAUGACCUACCGUCAGCGCGAUCUGGCCCGCCGCUUCAUCACAUUUAUCGAUGCCGUAUACGAGUCGCACGCCAAGCUCGUCCUUACGACUGCCGUGCCCCUAACAGAACUGUUCGUUUCCCGGCAAGAAAUCGAGGAGUCGCUCAAGAAGCAGGGCAAGACCUUGGACCCUGCGGGGUCCGUCGAAGAUGUGAUGAGCCACAUGAUGGACGAUCUCGAGCAGAACGCCGAGAAGCUGUCCAAGUCCAACUUGUUCACCGGUGACGAGGAAGCCUUCGCGUUUGCGCGUGCCCUCUCGCGUUUGACUGAGAUGGGCAGCAAGAUGUGGGUCGAGCGUGGUAUGGGUUUGGAGAACAAGGGUGGGAAGCCCGAGCGUGACAGCUGGGCGAAGACGAGGAGCAGGCAGAUGGAAGACAGCAUGUAA
Molecule: messenger RNA, 1032 nt
Organism: Sordaria macrospora k-hell
Lineage: Eukaryota; Fungi; Ascomycota; Sordariomycetes; Sordariales; Sordariaceae
Source: RefSeq, a predicted model, not a curated record